GGAAAUGACGCCGGUGCAGAAAAUGGCGUCCGCAGAGCCUGUGGUCCGCUGUGGCUUUUUACCCGUUUAAUUUAGCUCCGUGUGGGGGGUCUGUGCGAUUGGCAGAUGGACGCUGAUGCCAACAUGGCAGUGCAACGCUGCCACCCGCUUUCUUGAUCUCGGAAUCGAACUCGCAACUUGAUGUCCGACGGAGCCAGAGCUGGCUGGUCGAAGAGGGGUUGUGGAGAUUCGCACCGCCGAGAACCAGGCAAGCACAAACACAGGAAAUGCGAGCGGCCCCUUAGCGCUCAGCCGUCGAAGCCUGUGAUUGUUCGCCCGGGCUCCAAAAGGUGUGUUAUGUCGGGGGCGGAUGUGGAGGUGUACCUGUCUCAGGUGCACGAUGGGAGCGUGUCGUCGGGCUUCAGGGCGCUGUACGAGGAGCGUCUGCUGCUGGACGUCACGCUAUUGAUCGAGGAGCACCACUUCCAGGCCCACAAGGCGCUGCUGGCCACCCAGAGCGACUACUUCCGGGUCAUGUUCACGGCAGACAUGAGGGAGCGGGACCAGGACAAGAUCCACAUGAAGGGGCUGACGGCUGCUGGGUUCGGCCACAUUCUCCGCUUCAUGUACUACGGCUCGCUGGAGCUCAGCAUGCCCACGGUGCAGGAGAUCCUGCAGGCGGCCAUGUAUGUCCAGCUGACGGAGGCGGUGGAGUUCUGCUGCUCCUUCCUGCUGGCUAAGAUCUGCCUUGAGAACUGCGCCGAGGUCAUGCGUCUCCUGGAGGACUUCAGCGUGGGCGUGGAGGGCGUCCAGGAGCAGCUCGACAACUUCCUGCUCGAAAACUUUGUCCCACUCAUGAGCCGACCCGACUUCCUGUCCUACCUCAGCCUCGAGAGACUGCAGGCGUACUUGAACAGCGACGCUCUGAGUCGCUUCCCAGAAAUCGAGCUGUACGAAGCAGUGCAGGCGUGGCUGCGGCACGACCGGCGGCGCUGGAGGCACACGGACACCAUCGUGCAGUCCAUCCGCUUCUGUCUCAUGACCCCGGCCAACAUCUUUGAGAAGGUGAAGACGUCGGAGUUCUACCGUUACUCCAGGCAGCUGCGGCAGGAGGUCGAUCAGGCUCUCAGCUACUUUCAUGAUGUCAACCAGCAGCCUCUGGUGGAGACGCGCUCCAACCGCAUCCGCUCCGUCCGCCCGCAGACGGCCGUGUUCAGGGGAAUGAUUGGCCACAGCAUGGUCAACAGCAAGAUCCUCCUGCUGCAGCGUCCAAAGGUGUGGUGGGAGCUGGAGGGACCUCAGGUGCCGCUGCGACCCGACUGCCUGGCCAUCGUCAACAACUUCGCCUUCCUGCUGGGCGGAGAGGAGCUGGGGCCCGACGGUGAAUUUCACGCCUCCUCUAAAGUGUACCGCUACGACCCUCGACAGAACUCGUGGCUACGCAUGGCGGACAUGUCUGUGCCCAGGUCAGAGUUCGCCGUGGGCGUCAUUGGAAAGUUUAUUUAUGCCGUGGCGGGCCGCACGCGAGACGAGACCUUCUACUCCACGGAGCGAUACGACAUCACAGAGGACCGCUGGGAGUUCGUGGACCCGUACCCCGUCAACAAGUACGGCCACGAGGGAACCGUCCUGAACGGGAAACUGUACAUCACGGGCGGCAUCACCUCCUCCUCCACCUCCAAACAGGUGUGCGUGUUCGAUCCGGGCCGGGAAGCAGGAGGUGGGGGCGGAGGGGGGAGCGCGGGCGGGUCGGACUCACACAGGACACGCGCUGGCCGCGGCCCGCUGCUGCCCGGCACCCACGCCAGCUGCUGGGAGAACAAAUCUAAAAUGAACUACGCCCGCUGCUUCCACAAGAUGAUCUCUCACAACGGGAAGCUGUACGUGUUCGGAGGCGUGUGCGUGAUCCUGCGGGCGUCCUUCGAGUCGCAGGGCUGCCCGUCCACGGAGGUGUACAACCCAGAGACUGACGAGUGGACCAUCCUCGCCUCCAUGCCCAUCGGGCGCAGCGGUCACGGGGUGGCGGUGCUGGACAGGCAGAUCAUGGUGCUGGGCGGUCUGUGUUACAACGGCCAUUACAGUGACUCCAUCCUCACAUUCGACCCAGAGGAAAACAAGUGGAAGGAGGACGAGUAUCCCAGGAUGCCUUGCAAACUGGACGGUCUGCAGGUGUGCAGUCUGCACUUCCCAGAGUACGUGCUAGAGCAUGUGAGACGCUGCAGCUGAGGUCUGCUCCACCGCACGCCUCCUUUUAUAGAAACGCACCGUCACGGACUGAAGUUUCCUGCUGAGGGGUGGGGGGGGGCGGGAUCAGGUGUUUACAGGUGGGAGACUACAGGCUUUUAAACUGGAGACCAGCACUUACCUUAAGGUGAGGAAAAUGGCUGGGGCCAUAGCGUUGCUCUUCCUAAACGAAGGAAGCAGCAGUCAAAGCGUGGCGCGUGAGACGCCACCCGUGAACAUUUUUAGCUUUCUCAGAAAAUACAGGAAAAAGUAAUCGUUUGGAGGAAAGAAAAAUGGUUUCAUUCUGCCGCUUUAUGUUCGGACUAUGGUCAGCUUCCUGUUCUACUUCUCACCUUCUGUAUUUAGGCGCUCCGGUCAGGCUUACCGCAGAAACGCACUGGAAGCGCCCGAUUCUGAUGCACCAGUCGAACAGACCUGCACCACAAAUCCUACUUGAAUUAGGUUCAUUUCUUUUGAAGCCAUCUGUUAGUGAGUGAUUAUAUCAAACACUGGAAAAUGCCCUAUAAAUAUAUAACAACAAACAUGCAGUCGGGUAUAGAAACAAGAUGCAACACUGUAUACACUGUAGUGUAGUCAUUUUAGAGCCUCUCCAAAUAUACAACUGUCAACGCUUUAUCCUGCUAACGGCUAUCAGCUGUUAUGAAUUCGCUUCCAGUGCGUUCCAGCUUUCAGUCCUAAUUCAGCUCUUUGCUCCCAGAUAUCAUCAAACUACGCUCAUGUUCAUCCAGCACAGCAUCACUGUCCUCCUCUUCCUUCCUCUGUCUCACAGUUUGAGAGUAAAUGUAUCCUGACAGUGAUGAUGAUGAUGAUGAUGAUGGACUCACACAGCUUUACUCACUCUCAUCUACAUUCCCUGCACUUUAUUGGUUGUUAUUGUGUGUAAAUGCACAAUUUUCCCCUCCCAGCGGCUGAAUGUGCUGUAAUGCUGGAGACGCGUGUCUGAAAUUAACUUUAUGGCUGACAAGUCAAGACUGACUAAAAGAGUUGAAACAUUUGAGAAACAAUGGACCUCAUGCAAGAACAUUUUAAUGCAUUAUGCUGAUGAUAAAGGACCAGAAACGAUUAUAAAACCAUUAACCAGAGUGAUGUUGUCAGAAGUACUGUUAGCUGUAUGAAAAAUGAGUUUUGAGGCUGAAUAUCAAACUCUAAAGUAGUUUUCUUGUUAAGCAUAAAAAGUGACAUAAUUGUACCCACUCAACAUUUAAAAUGAAGACAGUGCACCCUGUCUUAGAACAAUAUUCCAUUUUAACCUCUUUGAGAAACAAUAGCUUGUUUAUUACCCUUACAGCCAAGUUUCUGCCACUUAGCAAAUACAUUUGAAUAUAUGACUUAAGGGUCACAUGAAAUUUCUUAAUGCUGUUGAGAUCUGCUAAGCUUACUGGUAUAACUACAAUCCGGUUUAGCUAAGGCUAGCUCUGACAAUAUUAGCUGGUGCAUCAGCACCUAGCAUUAUAUCCUACUGAGUUAAGUAGUACAUUUAACUGUUGUUUUGUAAUGCAUAUUACAGUUGCAUCAUUGGUGAUUUUAAAGACACUUUAAAUUACAACUUGCAUGAAAAUACCAAAAAUAAGAGUAUCUAUUCAGAUUUAUGCAAACUAGCAUUAGCCACAGUUUGACUGACUUUUAUCUCUUUCUGUUCUAAACUGGUUUAGCUGCAGUCAAAUGAUCUUUAAACUCAUUAAAAUGAAUGGUAAUUUCCAGAUGACAAAUAGGACAAUAUUUAUACCUAUCUCUAUUCAGGCUUUAAGGUUAGCUGCUAUUACAACAGCAGCUAGCUUUUUACUGUUUAAGCCGCCAACCUUAGCAGUGCUAACUAUCUAGUUAACCAUCUAUGGAACCUACUAAAAGCUGCUUAGUUAGCUGGUGUUUGCAGGAGUUUAGCUCCUUUAACUUUAUUAUGAACUUAUUAAAAUGGUCUCUGUAACAUAUCAAACUGAACAACCAAAAUGUUAGUCUUAUAAAUUUACAGACAGCAACACAGGGUUUUUAAUUUUAGCUAAGAUUAGCCUUGGCUAUCUGAAGAUGGCCAUCUGCCUUUGGCUGUCUAAUUGGUUUUCUUUCCAAAGCUGUAAAUGUAUUUAUCACUUAUAGUGGGGAAAAGUAGUUUAAGAAAGAUGAACCAUAACAAUAAGUCCAAAAGUAAAUUUUCUGUUUUACAGCAUUGCCAAGCUAAUUGGUGUUAGCUUGAAGACAUGGUUUGUUUCAAUUGUGUCAUUUCUAUGGAAGGUUGUUUCUACAACUUGAAGGGAGAAAAUCCUAUAAAAAUGAAUAUAAAUCUGUAUUUUUGGUCAUCGCAAAACUUACUGAAUAUUUAUACUUAAAUCUUCAAGUUUGGUAUCACAAAAAUUUUGACUUGCUUAAAAGUAACUUAAUGUCUAACUUGGACAUUUAGACAAAAUUUCAAGAUGCUGAAGUGAAAUUUUGUUGCAAGUUGAAAUUUUUACUUUGUUCAAUCCGGCAGCUUCUUGUUUUGUUUGUUUUGUUUUUUCUUUUUUUCAGGGGUGAAAAUAAGCUUCCAUAGAUUGCACAUCUCACAAUGAAAUACAGAAGUAGUAAAAUAUAUUUAAAUAUUUAUAAUAAUUUAAAAAAAGAUCUUUACGCGAAAGUAGCUAACUCAGACUCUAACUGUAGCUUUGUAGUUACUAUGCUUUUGUUUAUAAUCUAUUCCAUGAAAUUGAGGUAGCAAUGACCACAAAGUGGAAAAAUAGAUGGCAGCCAUGAUGGCUACCCUUAUCAGGAGUUUAGCCAAAUCUUAACAGUGAGACUUAGCUUUAGCAUUAGUAAGGUGAGCCAUGGCUUUUUCAGCAGCUAGCUUUCUCCUGAGUUUAGCAAUCUGGUUUGCUGCAAAAAUACACUUUUUCUAGCCGUUUGUUGUACAUGUAAAUUUAAAAAGCUAUUUUCUUAACAAAGGACACACUUAUAUUGCACAUUUUUGUAUAUACAAUGAAAAAGAUCAAAUCAAAACCGUGACAGCUGAUCAUAUAUGUAUUUAAUGUCUUGAUUUACUGUUCGCACCCCAAAGAUUCUUUCAAAUCUGCUUCUAUUCGUAUUAGAGGUUCUUGCUUCAGGUUCAUUGUUUCUUUGGUUGGUUUACACACUUCAUAUUUUAUCUCUACAGACAAGAUCUGUGUUUCAAUGUAAGCUGCAAACACCGGAGGUCAGUAUAACCAAAGCAUUAAGCUGUGAAAGAAUCAAACAGUUACCAGCCAGUGUUUAAAUGACUUGCACCAGUGGUGUGUUCAUUUCAGACAUUAAAGUUUCGCCUUCCCCAGCUGAUGCAAACUCCGUCUUUGUAGCUUGCACAUCUCAGCAGUGGGACGCCUCGAUCCUGCAACCCAGUAAGCCGUGCUCGAUGACCAGCUCCGUGCUUGUAUUGUUUUUAUUUUUGUCUUUUGUUUUCAUGAGCCAACUGUGAAAAAGGGCUAGAGCACACACUGAUGCAGUUUUGUCUGUUAGCUGUAUAUUUAAGUUAUUUAUUUUCUACAGGUAUUGCUUUUCACUGAGCUAUGCAGUAACAGUUGUAGGAUUAUUUAUUAUGACGAGACUUCAUCAUAAGUCGUGUUGUUUUCAGGUCGUACCUCAUCGUCUGUCCUUAUUUCAUACUCGGGCCGUCUGUCUUCUCUGCAUGUGGCUCAUCGACGGAUGCUUUGAGAGGUUUUUCUUUCAGUCUUAAGGCGUACUUUAAGUAUUGCAGCACCUUUGCAUUUUCCUGUAUGAAAGUUCUCAGAGUGUCAUACUUCGCGUUCCUCUUCUUGUAGCAGCGUCAGGCUGUCCACAAAUCUCUCGAGUCCUGAGCUGCAGCUUUAACAGUGUCUCUGCAAAGCCACUUUGGUUUCUUUGAUGGGGACAUAAUCCCCAAAUGGUUGAAAAUCUUCCCCCACCUACACGCCUCUGCAGCAGGUGAGAGGCAUGUCCCUGCAGUAGAUAAUUUACGUCGCAUUUCAUCUCUUUGUUGACAUUUCAAAAGCUUGAGUCAGCAGAUUUAGGACAUUUUGCUGCAGAGGUUAACGUUUUGUUUUUGUUUUUUUUAAUCAGCUAAAUGUUGCAGCCAUAUCUCUGUACCAACAAGUCAUUUAACAACUGAUUUGGACACUUUAACCCAGUCAAACUCCUAUAAAAAUUGAAGUUGAAGACCAAACAAUAACACAAAAUAAACUUUUUUUUUGCUUUUAAGUUCUGUGAACAGUUCAGUGCUUCAGAUCUGUUUUAAAACUCUUGUGCUCUCUUUACUUUAGCUCAGCGCUUCUCAAACUGUGGGGCAGGCCCCACUGAUGGGCCACAGAGACACCGCAUGAAGUGCAAGGAUGAUGAGAAGCAAAAUAGGAAGUGAUUCUAAGCUGAAUAAAAUGUUUUUUGUAAGCAAAUAAAACGGCGUAGAUUGAUUGAAAUUCAAAUUGGGUCCCUUUCUACUGUUAGUGAUUUUAAGGACCUCCUAAAUUUAAGUGCAUGGUUCUGCUGUCUUAACUGAGGCAGGAAAAUGAAUCUCUUCAUUAACUGCUCCUCUCUUCACAUCUCCUCCGUGUCCCUAUACUCUGCAGCUGAUACCUUAAACGUCAUGUGCCACUGCAGUCCGCUCGCUGCUCUUCCUCUUCUUCCUCCUUCUCUCAUGUCGCCAUUUGAAGAAGAAACUUGUAACCAAUAAAGUACUACUGUCCCAAUUCGAGGCACAUCCAGUCAUAGCGCAGCAUCCUUUAGUCCACCAGUCUGUCAGUAGGAAAACAGAGUAGAGGAUUAAAAAAAGGCAUACCUUGCUACAACGACUGUAUCUGAAAAAGAAAGUAAAAUCAGAUUAACAUAUCUUAUAAUCUGAGUAGAAACUCUUUGGAAAUGAUUUGUAACUUCUUUCCAGAAAUAAAUGUUCAUAUUGGUCAAC
This is a messenger RNA of Pundamilia nyererei, 7096 nucleotides long. RefSeq names its product kelch-like family member 15 (gene klhl15). Lineage: Eukaryota; Metazoa; Chordata; Actinopteri; Cichliformes; Cichlidae. Gene Ontology annotation, cellular component: nucleus; Cul3-RING ubiquitin ligase complex. The transcript has 9 exons. The record is from RefSeq and is a predicted model, not a curated record. Gene Ontology annotation, molecular function: protein binding. Bases 181 to 2205 code for a protein of 674 amino acids. Gene Ontology annotation, biological process: nuclear protein quality control by the ubiquitin-proteasome system; protein ubiquitination.